UUCAUUUAUCACUACUUUUCAUAUACUUUAUUGCACAUAGAUAAGUCAAAAAAUAUUUGAUUCAAAACCAUAUAAUUAUUUUUGUGAUGCGGAGCUACCAUCGUUACAAGUGAAAACAUGUAACUAAAGCUAUACAUCUCUGUGACAAAAUCGAUUUGUCAAGCACACGCAAUUCUUCUCCCUUGUUAUAACGUAUAGUUGAAAAUACUGCAUUGCAUGUGUGAUGGUCAUGCGCAAAUUUUCUACCGUCACUAUAAUCGAUAGAAUGCGCUCAGUCAUUCGCGCGCCUUUGACACGGCAGCAUGGGCAAGAUGCCGAUAUGGCCCAAUGCGAAUCAUGAGAAAGAUGUGAUUGAUAUAUUGAUAUGGAACAGAUGGCUAUUGCGAGUUCUUGGUAUCUGGCCGCUAGUAUAUCCGGAUACCACAAGGAUCGAAAAGAUAUUGGCAAUGUUCUCGUUCACAUUGUGUUGGACUGUGCUCAGUUUAUUCCUGGUAUUAACGAGUAUAUUCACCUUUACGGAUCGAAGUGUCAUGAGCGAGAAAAUGAAGAUGCUAGGUCCGCUGGGUUAUGUGUUUUUCUCUAUGCUAAAAUACUUUUUCUUAGUAAUACGUCAUAAGAGCUUUCGGCGAUGCAUUAAAAUUCUCACUAAGGAUUGGCGUAUGGUUCAGGAGGGGUAUCAUCGGGAAAUUAUGUUAAGAGACGCGGAAAAGGGCCAAAUAUUGUCAAAAUUUUGUAUAGUGUUCAUGUAUUGCGGUGGCCUCUCUUACAACACGAUAAUGCCAUUUCUAUCGCAAAUGCCCGAUAACGAGCAGAACAUUACUAUUCGACCGAUGGCCUAUCUCGGUUUUGAUAUCCUGUUUGAUUUGCAAUUAAUGCCAAUUUAUGUGUUCGCUUUUUGCCUGCAAUGCUUCACCGGCGUUGUCAUGUUUAACAUUACUACGUCGGUUUGCUGUUUAGCGGCCAUGUUUGUGGCCCAUGCAUGCGGUCAGGUCAACAUCGUGUUAACUCGCGUGGAAAAUCUUAUCAAAAAAGAAUGCAGUCGUGUAAAGUUUGAGCAAUGCAUGGCGAUUAUUGUGCAACAUCACGUGAGAGCGUUGAAAUUUUCAGCCAGCAUCGAGAAUACUUUACGCGAGAUAUGCCUUAUCGAGCUAGUGGGAACGACAUUGAUAAUGUGCUUGGUAGAAUAUUCUCUGAUUACGUGUAGCAAAGUCGGGUAUACUUCGUACAAGAUCGAAUGGUACAAUUUACCGGGAAAAGCCGCUCUUGAUCUCAUGUUGAUGAUCACUAUGUCUCGUCAUCCGACACAAAUUACCGCUGGAAGAUUAAUAAGUCUUUCCUUUACUAAUUUUGGUAAUGUUCUAAAAACCUCGGUCGCAUAUUUGAAUUUACUUCGAACUGCCGUUUGAUAAAUGCAGAAUAAUAUGCAAUUUAUAUCAUCUUUGAGGAAAAAAGCAAUCUACGAUAAACAACGAUUUUUUUUUAAGUGAAAAUAUAUUAAAUAAAUUAUUUAAUGCACAAAUAAUAUAUAUAACAAAUUUAUAUAAAUCUUGAAAUUAAUAAGAAGACACAAGAAAUGAUAUAGACGUUUCACUUUUACCUAUGUGCCUUUAAAAAAUAAAAGAAAAGACAAGCAAUGUAAAUAUUCAUAAUAUUUUCAAAACACUAUAAAAUUCAAUUUUUUAAGUUCUAAUAAUUUUCUUAUUAUUAAAGAUUAUAUAUAAGAU
This is a messenger RNA of Formica exsecta, 1724 nucleotides long. RefSeq lists its product as uncharacterized. The record is from RefSeq and is a predicted model, not a curated record. The coding region runs from base 303 to 1406 and encodes 367 amino acids. Gene Ontology annotation, cellular component: plasma membrane. Gene Ontology annotation, biological process: sensory perception of smell; detection of chemical stimulus involved in sensory perception of smell. Gene Ontology annotation, molecular function: olfactory receptor activity; odorant binding. The transcript has 4 exons. NCBI's taxonomy places the organism in Eukaryota, Metazoa, Arthropoda, Insecta, Hymenoptera, Formicidae.